UUCACAGAGACUCAGGCAUAUGUUGAUCCACAUUCAUACCCAGCGUCCUUCUGGUCUGACAUGGAGGCACUAGGACUCAUCAUCCGUAGCUGGAUGUAGCACUGCAGUGUGCUGGAUGGAGAAGUGACAGCAUUGUUGUACCUGGAAACUUUAGCAGACUACAUCACAAUGGAGUUUGGAAAAAUUUGGUCUAAGUACCAGAAGACAGUACUGAUCACUGUAAUGAUGUUCAAACUAGGUCUCCUGUGCACAGUCACAGCCGACAUGUGUCUUUCUUCUCCCUGCCACAAUGGUGCCACGUGUCUUGACCAUCUUGGUGACUACGUGUGCAUUUGCCCCAAAGGGCCCGUGUGGUAUAUGGGUAAAAACUGCGAUGAGCUAUACAAUGCCUGUCUCCUGGCACCCUGUACAAACUGUACAAGCAACCUUGGGACUGAUGAGUUCACCUGCCACUGCCCAGAUGGCUUCACAGGUCUCAACUGCACCCAUGAUAUAGAUGAAUGUCAGAGCAACCCUUGCAAUGGCACCAAGUCCCUGUGUGUCAAUGAAAUCAAUGGCUAUUCCUGCCACUGUGUCACUGGACUAGGAGGCAACGACUGCCAGAACAAUGUGACCACAUGUUCAGAGGAAAGAUGCAAAAAUGGUGGCACCUGUUUUGAUGUUCCUGACACUGGGCAUUUGUGCCAAUGUGCUCCUGGGUACGGGGGAACAAACUGUGAGGAAAACAUUGAUGAAUGUUGGUCUGAGCCCUGUAAGAAUGGCGCCAUCUGUAAAGAUAGGGUCAAUGGCUACCAAUGCUUCUGUGUGCCUGGUUUCCAAGGCUACCACUGUGACCUUGACAUCAACGAAUGUGCAUCCCAGCCCUGUCAGAAUAACGGCACCUGUCUGGAUAAAGUGGAUUACUAUAAUUGUGACUGUGUUCCAGGCUUCAAAGGGAUCAACUGUGAGGUGGAGAUUGAUGAGUGUGAGGUACAUCCCUGUCAGAAUGGUGCCACGUGUCGCGAUUACGUCGCUGCCUACGUGUGUGAGUGUGUGGCCGGCUUCCAGGGUCAAGACUGCGAGGUCAACAUCGACGAAUGUGCCAGUAUUCCUUGUCAGAAUGAUGGCAGGUGUAUAGACGAGGUUGACAGCUAUAAAUGUGACUGUGAUGGAACAGGGUUUGUGGGCAGCCACUGUGAAGACGACAUCCCAGAAUGUGCUUCUGACCCCUGCCAGCAUGGAGCUACCUGCCUGGAAGGAGUCAAUCAUUACAAGUGCCUCUGUUGGCCAGGUUACAAGGGAGAGAACUGCCAGGUUGAUAUCAAUGAGUGUGACCAGCUACCCUGUGAAAAUGGUGGUGAGUGUUUUCAGCGCUCAGAAAUGGAAAACUACAAGAAGCUGCCUGAACUUGCUUCUACCAACUUCAGCUAUGAAGAGGCAGAUGGUUUUAUCUGCCACUGUCCACCGGGAUUCACAGGAGAUGUCUGUUCAGUCAAUGUGGAUGAGUGUCAGUCUGCUCCAUGUCAGCAAGGAGGCAGCUGCCAGGAUCAGGUCAAUUCAUACCAGUGUAUCUGCCCAGGUGGCUUCAUAGGUGUGCACUGUGAGGUGGACAUCAAUGAGUGUGACAGCAGUCCCUGCCAGAACGGUGCCACAUGUGAGGAUGCUGCUAACGCCUAUCGAUGUCACUGCCCACUGCCAGAACCGGGACAGGAGCCCUGGGGUGGGCAGGACUGUGACAUUCGCCUGGUUGGCUGCGAGCAGAACCAGUGUCAGCACAAGGCCGAGUGUGUCCCCAAGCUGACUGAUAAAGGAGAGCAUGGCUACAGCUGCCUGUGUCCCUACGGCUGGACGGGGGAACUUUGCAACACCUCCACCACCUUCUCCUUUAACUCAGAGGGCUAUGUUCAUAUGCAGCUGCCCUUUUCUAAAAACAGGAACAGGCGGGAAACCGAGCAUAAGCACGGCCUCUACAUGCAGCUUCGAUUCAGGAGCACCCUUCCUGACAUGGUUCUGUUCUUUCGGGGAACCAUGGAUCAGUUUGUGUCUCUCGAGCUUAUCGGUGGCUCCCUUCGAGCCAAGGUGAAGUCAGGGAAGGUACUUCAGGCCACGCACCCUGGUCUAGUUAAUAACAGCGACUGGUACCAGGUCACUGUGACCAUGGACGAAACGCUGGUUAUGACUGUAACUGGACCUGGCUGUGAUAAAGGGUGCCAGGUAAAAGAUGAGGGCCACAACCACCUGCUGUUCUUGCAGCUCAGUUCCUUUCAACAGCUGUACAUAGGAUUGGUACCGCAGCAAUAUUUAGGCCAGCUGUCCAGCAAGAAGGGCUUCAUUGGCUGCAUGGAAGACUUUCACGUCGACCACAAGCUGCUUCUGCCUCAGGACCUCAUCAGAGAGGAAAACCAGGGUUUGGAACUGGGAUGUACCAAAGCAGACUGGUGUGAGGAGGACCCAUGCAUGCAACGUGGGCGCUGCAUGGACAUGUGGGUUCAAGCAAGUUGCCAGUGUCACCGGCCCUACUACGGAGAAAGCUGUGAGAAAGAAUUUCCAAUCUGGACCUUCGGUCAUGAGAACUCCAGUAGCUACUCCACAUUCAAUAUCACAGAAACCCACGGAGACAACUUCACCGUUUCCUUUUUGAUGCGCUCGCUCAAACCCAGCGGCCUGCUGCUGCAGCUUCACCGGGAGAGCCAGCCCUACCUCACAGUCUACCUCAAGGAAGGCACCGUUGCUCUUUACAGCCCUCACACCACACUGCUGACAGAGGCCAAGUUGGUCGCAGAUGGAAACCGUCACUUGGUGAUCAUAAAGGUGCAAUAUGGCCACGUGGUCUUCACCAAAGCAGGGAACCGCCGUGCCUUAGGGAACGUGACUGUAGAAGCAGGGGACAUGGCAUUUGUUGGGGGGCUUCCUGCAGGUGUGAGCAUGAUCGCCUGGGGUGGAAGCUUCAAGGGCUGCCUGCAGGACAUCCGGCUGGACCACAGACAUCUGACCACUGAUGUUCCUCCAGAGGGAGCUGAUGUUUACCUUGCCAGCACACAGGAGAAUGUGCUGUCAGGAUGUCAGAGUGACAACACGUGCAAGGAUGAACCCUGUCACAAUGGUGGAGAGUGUCGGAUCACCUGGAACGACUUUAGGUGUGACUGCUCUGUUCACUACUCAGGCCGUCUGUGUGACACACGUCUGUGGUGUGUGGAGCAGCCUUGUCCUGACGGAGUGCGAUGUGUUGACCUGCUGGAUGGUUAUGAAUGUUUAACUGAAGCCAUCUUUCAGAACAACUCUCUCCAGUAUGUCGCCAACAGCUCCCUGGUGGGUCCUGUGACCAACAUCACCAUGGACAUACGAACACGGGAUGAGAAUGGAAUGUUGCUGAGAGCCACCAGCAGUUCUGAGGUCUUCUGCCUCGGUCUGCUUAACUCGUCUCUGUUGGUCAAACUGCACACUGGGCUGCAUGCCGAGCUGCUGGCCUUCACCAGCGACCAGACCAUUGCAGAUGGAGGCUGGCACCGUGUACAGCUGACAAUGGUUGACCCUGAACAGUCAGCAUCUCGCUGGCACCUCAAUGUGGAUGGGCGAAGAGUAGGCGGCAGCUUCAGCAUGGGUGGCAACCUCAACUUCCUCAACCAUACCAAAAUCUGGCUGGCUGAAAAAUAUACUGGCUGUUUAGGGGAGGUGAGGGUGGGUGGAGUCUACCUGCCCCUCACCACGGUGCCAGAACCCCCUCAGCUGAGCCGAUUCUCUAAAGUGGGAGGACAUGAACCAAAAAAAGGAUGUCAGGGUGAACCUGUUUGUGAUUCCAACCCCUGUGGCAACCAUGGCGAGUGUAAGGACCAGUUUAAUGACUUUAACUGUAGCUGUAAAGCAGGAUGGGAGGGAGAGCGAUGCGAGGCCGAGGUAAAUGAAUGCUCCUCAGCUCCCUGUGCUUACGGGACAUGUAAAGACCUCAUGGCGGACUACGAGUGUGACUGUGAACCUGGAUACAAAGGGAAAGACUGUGAGCAGGAGGUGGAUAACUGCCUCGAGUUCAGAUGUGUAAAUGGAGGAACCUGCAUCAGCACAAAUGAAAGUCACACGUGUUUAUGUCUCUCUGGCUACGUCGGAAAACGCUGCCAGUGGCGUUUUCCUCCAGCGGCAUGUGAUGUGAAGACGCAGUGUCUCAAUGGAGGGGUGUGCAUAGGAGAUGACUCAGGAGGAAACUGCACCUGCAAGCUUGGAUACACAGGAGCCAGGUGUGAGACAGAAAUAGAUGAAUGCGAGUCUAACCCUUGCGUCAACGGAGCCACCUGUCUGGACAGACUCAACCACUUCCAGUGUGUGUGUGUGCGUGGAUUUACCGGCAAACGCUGCGAGACAAGCAAAAAGGAGCACCUCGAACAAAUUCCUUGGUUGGCGGUGGCGAUUCCUCUCACCACUCUGUGUGUGUUACUCAUCAUCCUCGUAGUGUUUUUCCUCAUUAUGACAGCCCGAAAGAAGCGUCAGUCGGAGGGUACAUACAGCCCCAGCUCGCAGGAGGUGGCUGGUGCUAGGCUGGAGAUGGGCAGUGUCCUCAAAGUGCCCCCUGAGGAGAGGCUAAUCUGAGGCCUGCAGACCUCUUUCUCAGCCUUCCAGACAGUGGAUUCAUAUGUUUAAAGGGUAAAGAGGACUGAGAUGAGUCACAACUUCACCUGAGAGGUGGACGGGUAGGAACCAGUGACUGAGCGGAGCAGUCUCAGGCUUCAGGCUUUCUUGUACAGUCCUUGUGUCAAAAGGACUGUAAAUGUCCCCACAUAUGUUAGGAAAGGAAAACAAUUUCAGUUUUAAAUAUGUUGGGACCAAAAUCCUGUGUUCCGAACAGGACUUAAGGAGCAUAGACAUGGGGAUACUAAAAAAAAAAUUUAGACUGAGCAGUGAUUCUCUGCAUGAAACUAUGAAAGAGCAAGUAAUUUAUCAUUUAUGGUUGGAAAGAGAAAAACAUGAAUGUAAACACUGGAAAAAGACACCAAACCAAUUCAGCUAAGUUACAGGUUCAUCUGUAUCCAUUUCAGUUGCCGACACAUGCCUUCUAGAAUAUACAUUUUACAUUAUUUCUAGGUUAUUGAGAGAAAAUAUUUAGAUCCUGGCUUUAUAUGGUUAGAGAACUCCAAUCCUAACCAAACUAAUCUUUCUUCUUCUACUGGAAAAAAUGUGUCUGGAGAAAUGUGUUCCUGACACAAACUUCAUAUUUCAGUCAGAGCUGUUUUAUUUAUUAAUGACUAAUAGUCUUGUGCACUAGUAAUGAAGAUUCAGCUACUUUCUCCGGGCGGUUCCAUGUAUUUACAGGAUUAGUAUCUACAUUGAUCUGUUUAGUUAGUGCAUUUCAGCCUCCUUAUGUUUCCGGUUUUAAUGUCAGUGUAAAUUUGUAGAUGUCUUAUGUGAGGGGUGUGAAUGGACGUCACUGUUGCCUGUGCAAGAGACAAAGAUGUCAAUAACUGUUGUAUUUUUCUCUGAAUGUGCACUGAGGCUUUACAGUCUAACCACUCGGACCAUCCUUAGUUAAUCUGUAAGUAUUCUGUCAAUGUUCAUGUUACUGCAUCUUUGCUGUCUUUUGUAAAUUUACAGUAUGUGUUAUCUGUGAUGUAAAGGUUCACUUCAGUGUGUUUUGUUUUAAUGCUGGUCUAAAAAAGUCCCAUCAGUAUUUGUGAACACUCCAAGGGUCAGAAACACAAUGCUAGCAAAAAAUAGAGUGUAUUCACUUAAUUUAUGAAUGCCUGCCAGUGCAGUUCAUGAAACCUGUCUCUCUGUGUGAAGACAGAAUAGUAGUUAGCCUACCUUAGCUCACACUGAUCACUAGACUAGAGAACAGCUGCUCUAUGAUCACUGAUGAACACAAUCAAUUCUUAUUGCUAAUGACUAAGGUUUUUAACUCAGUUAUCUAAACUGCUUUAUCCUCGUAAGGGCUGGGGAAGUGCUGGAGCCGAUCCCAGCUCUCUUUAUUAGGCAGCUUAUGUCAUUAUAGUAACAGUAAAGUGGCGGCCGUUGAAGAUUAUCAAUGCUUAAAACAUGAAGUACAUUUAAUUAUUUUAAGUAAUUGCACUAACUACUUUAUGACUACUAAACAUAUCUCUUCUCACUGAAAGAAAGGAAAAAAUGUUUUUAAUGAGUCGUCAUCAUGCUGUGAGCCUGGCUGCUGAAAAUAAAAUCACGAUCACAAAUACUGAUCAGACUGAUCACCCUGCAGCUAAAGUGGCUGACACAUUUAAGCCCUUUAUGUAUGAAAGUAUGGUGCAACUUUUUUCUUCAACUUGCCUUACUUUCUCCUCUCUCUAGUGCUGCUAAUUAGAAUCCACACUGAUAUGCUGUAACUGUGCUACUUUGUCAAAGGGAAACCACGGGCACGCUAAAUAUGAAUUACACAUACACUGGUCAGUGCUAUUAAAUGUGUUAAAUACAUUGUGAAAUAUUGAGGAUGGCAUAAGAUUAUGAUCUGGACAGUAGAAGUAGUACGUAAGUUGGUGCUAAAUAUGCAAUUCUACGCUUUUGUUUCACCUAAGUAAGAAUAACUCUUUGUAUGGAGUUUGAUGUUAACCUUAGGUAAAUCAAACUCUGCAUGUCUUCCAUAGUUUUGAACUAAUUACUUAGAAGGCUGUUUCUGUUGAUGGCAUCUUAACAUCAACCAGAACAAAGAACCAAAUAAAGGAGUAAGAGACACUGAACUUACAGGAUGACUCUGACUUGAAAUGGCCAUGUAUUCUAAAUAUAAGCUGUCAUACUGUAGCUGGCAGUGCACUUCUACCUCACACAGUCUCCUUUAAAGUUUUCUUCAUUAUUAUUAGUCUUUUGUGUUUGCUUUGUAUGGCUUCAGAUAACAAAACAGGAUUGCAAGACUUAUUCUUUACUCCUACUAGUUUUCCAAUGAAAUGUCAUUUGCUAUUUGCUCUGUUAAAAUGGCUGCAGGACAUUUACAGGUAUACGCAAGCUGUGCCUUUAUGUUCUCUUGCAUCCAUUAACUUUAAGAAUUGUGUGGUUGUUUUGAUGUUAUUUGUUACACAAUGGAAGCGGAUCUACACAAAGUUCAUGAUAAAUCUCUACCAAUGUGCAGUUAAUUAUGGAUCAGUGCAGGAUGCAGGAGCUCUACUCCAAAAUAUGAUAUUACACCUUGGUCAACGUUAUCUAAUGGGUUAUGCACUGAUGUAAACCACUCUUUAACACACAUUUGCAAUAACUUUGAGCCAUUUUGUUCAUUUUAGACCAUCAAAAUUAAGUGUUCUGGCGUACACUAGGUAAUGGUUUGCAUAACAUGUACUGUACAUGUAUACUUUCAAAGUUGAUAGCUUGACUCUAUUUAGUAUAUAAUGAAAUAAAAAUGUUGGUGUGUAAAGCGUCCUUAACAGUAUUAAGUACGUACAAAAGUACGCACACAAUACAGUAAAUUUAAUAGUUAGGACUACAUAAUGAAAUAAAUUAAAACCUAUAGAAAGAGUAAAACAUACAAAAAAAUGACCAUGAGCUCAGCAAUUGUAACACUGAUGGUUAACCUUCGCUGAAGAGGAGUGUUGGGUCUAAAAUAGCCACAACACAUACGGUGAGAGACGAAGACAACAAAGCACAACAAGCUACAACUUUGUUUUACUUGCAAGGGGAGCCCGCCUGAGGUCUCAGAGUUGUAAGGGCUUCACCCAGAAACUGCCAACUCGGACUCCGGCGAGCCCUCCUUGGUGCAAGCUUUUUGUUAGAAAAUGGGGCACGUCUUGAAGUUGCAUGAUAUGGGCGUAUGGUAUGGUUACAAUGAAUACAUUAAGAUUAUACUGAAGACAAGAAAAUUCCAUAUAAGGAUGAAACACUUGAUUGAUUUGCAUAAGCAUAAGUAUAGGCGUAUAUCAUCAUGAACUGUUCAACCCUAAGACUGCUGACCCUUUUCUGGCUUUUCCAGCUUACUCAAAAUAAGUCAGCAGGCCCAAACCACUUUCUGUUUCUAUGUCUGUGUUUAGGGUGCAGCUCCAGAAAAGUCAAUCAACCUUGUGAGUGAUCAUAAAUCAGUCAAUAAAUCAUAUUUACACCAACAA
Messenger RNA from Betta splendens (Siamese fighting fish), 8000 nucleotides. RefSeq names its product protein crumbs homolog 1-like. Gene Ontology annotation, molecular function: calcium ion binding. Lineage: Eukaryota; Metazoa; Chordata; Actinopteri; Anabantiformes; Osphronemidae. Gene Ontology annotation, biological process: heterophilic cell-cell adhesion; establishment or maintenance of epithelial cell apical/basal polarity. Gene Ontology annotation, cellular component: plasma membrane; protein-containing complex. The transcript has 13 exons. Bases 169 to 4557 code for a protein of 1462 amino acids. The record is from RefSeq and is a predicted model, not a curated record.